This is a messenger RNA of Fusarium subglutinans, 2469 nucleotides long. RefSeq names its product hydroxycinnamoyl-CoA shikimate quinate hydroxycinnamoyltransferase. The transcript is spliced from 3 exons. Bases 1 to 2469 code for a protein of 822 amino acids. NCBI's taxonomy places the organism in Eukaryota, Fungi, Ascomycota, Sordariomycetes, Hypocreales, Nectriaceae. The record is from RefSeq and is a predicted model, not a curated record.
AUGUCAAAACGAAACCUUCUCUUAUGCUUCGAUGCAUUCGGAACUCUAAUCAGACCUGUUCGUCCAGUUGCUCAGCAAUACGCGGACGUUGCUCGCCAAUGCGGUUUCACCAACUUCAACAACGAUGAGCUACAAACUGCCUUUAAAUCGUCCUUCAAACAGGAGUCCAAGAAGAAUCCUAAUUAUGGAAAAGAGACGGGUUUGGGAGCGACUAGUUGGUGGACCAAUGUUAUUCAAAAUACAUUCACGUCUUUAGCAAAAGAUGACACACCUCUGCCAAAUGAUCUAGCUCCGAGGCUGCUACAUCGAUUUGCCUCAAAGGAGGGCUAUGAGACAGAAUCGGGUCUUGUUGAGGCCUUCAAGAAGUUGAAGCAGAAUCCACCUCGGAAUUUCGACAGUCUUGUGAUUGGUGUCAUCACAAAUUCGGAUGAUCGCAUUCCCAGCAUUCUCUCAUCUUUAGGACUUGCAGUGAGCCCAUUGAGAUACGGCACCGAUUCUGCUCCCAAUGAGCUAAACGACAAGAGUUACAACAUUGACUUCCAUUGUAUGUCGUACGACGUUGGUGUUGAGAAGCCAGAUAAGCGCAUCUUCAGCGCAGCAGAACACAUGCUCGCCCAGAUCAUUAGCGCUCGUAGCGGAAAGACCUUGAGUGAAUCUGAAGGCGAGACUAGUAAAUGGCAGAAGGUGUAUGUCGGUGAUGAUUAUUCGAAAGAUGUACUUGGAUCAGCCAGCGCAGGUUGGAACCCAGUGUUGCUCGACCCAAAAGACGAAUGCGACAACGUCGCCGAUUUGAAGCAUUGGCGGUCAUCACCAAAUGAGAGUCCUAAGGGAAAGGUUUGCAAGAUUGAGGAUCAUUCAGCACAAUUUGUGACACCGCCAAACUCAGUCAUGGCCCCCAUCAACAUAUCAGUCGUCGAAUCCCACCGCCUCAACAUUACUACCUCUCAGGAACAAGCCAUUCCUUUAUCUCUCCUCGACAGCACAACAGCCAACUUCUCCAACGCCAGUGCCAUAUGGCUCUAUGAAACCCCCACUCGCAAUGACUUCAACUUAGCUUACCAUCUACGGGAAUCCCUAGCCCGGACUCUUCGAUUCUAUCCGCAAUGGGGCGGCCAUCUGAAGGCUGUGAAAUCAACAGAUGGCACCGUCCCACUAGAAGCAAAGUCGUUUCCGCCUCAUGCUCGACGGUUCGGACGUCUUUAUGCGCAUUAUGGAACUGAUGACGAUCCUGGCGUGGAGUUUGUUCGUGCUAAGUGCGAUGCUACGCUUGAGUCUUUAUAUCCCGCAGAUAGGACUUCAAAGCAGCCUUUCUGGAAAUGCGACUCCAGUGUCUUUCAAAGGUUCAUGGCCCCUGUCGCCAUUGCCCAGCCACUAAAGGACGUAUCAAAGGACGAGAAUAGACAAUUGCUGCCUCUACUCGCCAUUCAAAUCACCGAAUUGUCCUGCGGCGGUUUUGCCCUUGCUCUCAAUGGAGCCCAUCCUCUGGCAGACGCCACGACUCUUAUAACCUUUAUCAAGCAUUGGGCGCAAGAAAGCCGUGAAGGUUUUGGUUAUACUCUUCCUGCUCCAACGCCUGUGUUCAAUCCUGCUCUUAUCGACAACCAAGCGGCUGGAGACAUCGAUGCCGACGAACCAGAACUAGAUAUCAUACAGCGAGCAAAAGCUUUACCAAUGCAUAGAUUUGACUGGUGGCAUCCAGACUCGAUGCCUCCUUGGCCUUUCAAGAUCCGCUCGCCGUUUGACAAACAAGACCUUGAGCCUGCCGGCAAACCAAUGCCAUGGGCCGAGUGGAAUGUUUCCGAGCCCGUUUCAAACUACGUUGUUCACUUCAGUCAAGAGCAGGUGGUGCGUCUUUGGAAAAGGUCGAACGAAAAUUCGCCAAAGAAGCUAAGUCAGCACGAUGCAAUACUAUCUCACAUUUGGUCCUGCAUCGCUCGCGCUCGCGGUCUCGAAAACGACACAGAUCCAAUUCACUACGAUCUAGUUUACGGCGUUCGCUCGUCCUUUCAACUCAAAGAAGAUUUCCUCGGGUCUCCAGUCGUUAUGAUGAACAUCAAACUCCCUGCUUGCGAAGUUGCCAACCCAUCUAGCAUAACUCAGGUAGCGGCUCAAGUCCGCAACACACUCAAAACGAUCUCUGAACCUUCCAACAUGGCCGCCCAUCUGCACAGCCUAGCGUUUGAAAAGUCUCCUCAACGAAUAUGGCAAGCAUUCUUGGGUAGGCGGCAUAUCUUGGUGACGACUUGGGCACGAGCAGGGAUAUAUGGCGUUGACUUUGGGUUUGGAUCCAUGUGUCGUUAUGCUGAGGGUGUAGUUCCGGAAAUCGAUGGAAAUGUACUGAUAAAAGAAGCAUCAGGCCCUUUGGGGAAGUACUGGACGGAUAAUGGGGUUGAUGUUUCUAUCCACAUCAAGACAGAAGAUAUGGAGCGACUUAUCAGGGAUCCGCUCCUGUUUCCCGCCGAUGCAUGA